UCGGUUACUAUUCUUUAGAAAAAAUGAACUUUUCAUUCAUUUGCUUCAUACUGUUCGGUGGCAGAAUUAUUUUGGCAAACUCGACGACAACUGCAUUCAAUGACGAUCUCUGUCUGAAUGGAUCACGUGACGAUUCGGGAAAGUGUGUUUGUAAUUCGGGCUAUUCGGAAUUUAGGGGAAAUUGCUUUCUCUCGAUCGUACCGGCUCUCAGUCAGCAAUCGCAUGUUCGGACGCGAUCUAACAACUUCUGUCCGCCUGGAUUCAACAUUUUAAAUGGUCGCUGCGUACCCGUGGUUUGUAUUGGAACUUUAUGUGGAAGUUCCUGUCCUCCUGGAUACAUACUAAGAGCAGGAUUUUGUGAGACGUCGAAUAUCCAGUGCCCUUAUGAUACGAAUUGUUUCUAUAAACCUCUGCCAGUGAAACCGGAAACCACGGCACCGAUUGAAAAGGUCGAGAUAGUGCCCCCGUUGCGGAUCGAUAUACCGGUACCGGAGUUCAUAGAUCCGCUUGAUCCGAAUGAAGUGAACGAAGCGUCGAAAGAAGUCGAGACGGAAUUCGUUCCGGAGCGGAAACCUUCCAACCAUACAGUUCCGGUGAAAAAUGUUGUCAACAAUGUAAAUACUGUGCAUUCGCCAUCGAACAUCACAACUCACAACGUGAACAACGUCUUCAUUCAUAUUACGCGUCGAAAGUCGAACGGUGCGAUCAAGGCCGUGGUGAUAAGAAACAACGAGACGACUGUCUAUGACGAGAAUCCACCACACGAGGAAGUCAACCGUAGUGAAGAAGUAAUUGACGAGUCCAUCGUAACGACGGAGCUGCCGAAACCAUGUUGCAUCGUUGUUUCACCGAGACUUUGUCGAAAGCAGGAACCGGAUGAAUGGGUUUGCUUCCACCGGAAACACUACCGAUGCGGAAGUUUCUGUACUGCUGAAGUGAUGUAUCUGAAACCUCGGAAACCGCAGCAACUGCGUGAUUCAGUGUUACUGAUGCCACCGGUCAUGGGCUAUUCCCCGUUGAUGCGUUAUGGUGUCUGCAGAUGGGGUAAAUGUCCGCCUGUUGAUUGUUCCGGAUGUCUGCAAGGAAGCUACCGGUGUCACAUCAAAUGCUACACUUAUGAUUGUGCGCCGCAAGACAACUGCAAUUUUAUUAAUCAAGAAGAUUUUUGUGGCGAUAAUGACGAUGAGAUUUGCACAGGUGUUGAUUAGUUUUGGUACGUUUUGUUGUGAGAAAGUCGAAAAAAAGUACAAAGAAUAAAAUUCA
Messenger RNA from Malaya genurostris, 1263 nucleotides. RefSeq lists its product as uncharacterized. NCBI's taxonomy places the organism in Eukaryota, Metazoa, Arthropoda, Insecta, Diptera, Culicidae. Bases 24 to 1208 code for a protein of 394 amino acids. The transcript is spliced from 2 exons. The record is from RefSeq and is a predicted model, not a curated record.